Molecule: messenger RNA, 1494 nt
Organism: Brachypodium distachyon (stiff brome)
Lineage: Eukaryota; Viridiplantae; Streptophyta; Magnoliopsida; Poales; Poaceae
Exons: 9
Coding region: 221-1147 (308 amino acids)
Molecular function (GO): acyltransferase activity, transferring groups other than amino-acyl groups
Source: RefSeq, a predicted model, not a curated record
UAGAAGAGUCGUUCACCAGGGAGAAGGAGGAGCCGGCGCUGCGGGCUUGGUAGUGGACUAGUGGUAGUAGUCGACUCUGCACGCCAAGUCUGACCCCGCCGCGCCCGGCAUUUCCCCCCUGCCGCCGCCGUUCCCCCACCCUCUCCUCCCGCGGGCCAGAGGCAGCCCCGGCCCCCGGGUCUCCUGUUCUCCCCUCCCGCGAAGUGAGGUCAGCGCGGGCAUGGCGACCGGCGCCGUCGCCCCGCCGCCGCUGGCCGGGGCCAGGCUCGGCUUCGUCGGUGCCAGGGGCGUCCUCCACCGCCGUGUCUUCGCCACGCCUAUGAAAGAUGAACCUGUGGUUUCCACAAACAAUAGAGAAGAGGAAACAGUCACCGAUAGCCUUAAUGUUGCCAAGAAGAAAUCAUCCCUCCCUGGGCUUUCGUCAAGCUUAUCCAAUAAGAUAACAGUGACCCCAACACCUUUGCAUCCAGCGGAACCAUCUGAUCUCCGUUUCAAUCGUCUCCGACCAUCAGUUGAAGAAAGUGAUUGCAAAUACAAAAGGUUGUUUGGCUGCUAUGUUGCUCGGGAGGCUAUAAUGGACGAGGAAUACUGGAUUGCCGCAUGGUUGAGAGCAGAACAUCGCUAUGAAGAUCAGUCAGGCGAUCGAUAUGUUGAAAGCUUCAAAAGAAAGUUUGCGUCGCAGGAAUUUCAUGCGUUAAAGAAGAGAUGCAGCAACCAGGUUGGAGAGAAGUAUACCUGUUUCGUUGCGGUAAAGAAUGAUGAUCUCACACGAACUGUGGUGAAUAGUGUCGUUGGUACCCUGGAUGUAUGUGUCAGGCAUCCUCUGCAUGGGGAAAAAUAUCCUGAGGAGCCUGGAAACUCACCAUUUUACGCUAGAAUAUAUCAACCACAUCAGCCAAAAUUUGGAUAUUUAACAAAUGUAUGUGUUGCUAAGUAUGCACGGCGUCAAGGGAUUGCCACCAACAUGUUGUUAUUGGCCAUUGAUGCUGCAAGAUUCAAUGGUGCUGAAAGUAUUUAUAUUCAUGUACAUAAGGAUAACUUGCCAGCUCGGAGGCUAUAUGAUCAUAUAGGAUUCAAGAUGGUUGAUAGGAAUGGUGCUCGCCAGCCGUCGGAUCUGUGCCUACUCUCUUUCAGUUUGAAGCACUAGGAUAGAUAACAAGGGGCUUGCUCCCAUAUCCUUUGUGCAGAAAAGGAAAGUACUCCAUCGGUCCGCUUGAUUUAGCAAAAGCAGGACUGAAUUAGUUUACCAUCUUGUAAAUGAUAAAAUCUUGUAAAGUACGAAAUCCUUGGGACGAACUAGAUGUGCUGAUAGUUCUGGUGCCAAGAACCCUCGUGCUAUGUGUGUGGGAAAAUUUCUGUUUACUGUACAGUUUAUGAAGCAAGCAAUCCAAUGCUUCUCGGUUCAUUCUCGUGAUUCUGCUGUACAUCUGUGCGAACAAACAUCCAUGAUAAGAUCUGUAAUUCCUCUAGCCAUAGUAUGGAUGCAGUUUAUUA